Molecule: messenger RNA, 446 nt
Organism: Moneuplotes crassus
Lineage: Eukaryota; Ciliophora; Spirotrichea; Euplotida; Euplotidae
Source: the annotation of a GenBank genome assembly
UGCUGGUUGAUGUACUUCUUGGUGAUAUCUGCAUUUGGAAUGAUAAUUCUUCUUCACUUUCUUCAUUUUAGCGACUUUCUCCUUUCUUCUUUGUACAGGUCUCAUAUAAUGAGGCAUUCUAGCAACUCUCUCAGCCUCCUCAGCCUCAUCAAUUCUCUUCUCAAGUCUCUUACAGGCUUUCUUAUAGUCUGUUUUGAACUUAUCAUAUCUGUCCAGAUAGACUCUCAUUUCCUUAAUAUUCUUAAUGAUCUUUUCUUUGACUGUCUCAAUAUCGUCAAUAGCCUUGUCAACCAUCUUCUCAGUGUCAAAAUGGUCUUGAAUAACCUGCAGCCUCCAGGUUCGAUGCUCAUGGCUCUCAAAGGAAUAGCGUCUUUUUAACCUAAGCUGGACAGACUUGUUUCUAUGAUUUUGUCUCAUUUUAAGCAAAUAGGGUUUUAGUUUUAAGU